This is a messenger RNA of Biomphalaria glabrata, 2321 nucleotides long. RefSeq lists its product as uncharacterized. Lineage: Eukaryota; Metazoa; Mollusca; Gastropoda; Planorbidae. The transcript has 3 exons. Bases 141 to 2321 code for a protein of 726 amino acids. Gene Ontology annotation, molecular function: protein binding. The record is from RefSeq and is a predicted model, not a curated record.
AAUGUGUUUAUUGUUUCGUUCGCUUCUCUAGACAUAAAGUUCAACGUCAUUAAAAGUGAUAUUCUUGUAGUGUGUAAUUAAUUCAUUAUUUCCUCUGCAUUUUGUGAGUCACUGUAAUUAAAGCCAAAGAUUAAGAUAAAAUGCUGCUUUUAACAACGUUUUUAUAUGUCGGUUUGUCUUUGUCAUUUCCUCUAAAAGAUUGUCAAUCGAGAAAUCAAGAUAUUCUGUUUAUAAUUGAUUGUCGAAGUGAAGUGCAAGAACAGAUAGACUUUAUACAAACUACAACCAAUUACCUUUCUAAAAGGUACGACUUGAAACAAAAUCACUCUGUGAUGAUGUUUACAGCCCAUGGCAUAACUGAGAUCAAUAAUUUCACAGACAUUCAAGACAUGCAGCUUUCCUGUAGUCAGUCCUUUCCUAUUAAUGACAUCUUUAACGCAUCAGAAGUCUGGUUCAAGUCUAGAGAUAGACCUCUGGUGACAUUAGUUUUCUUCUCCCAUUCCAGCACAGCACAGUACACUGAUGUGAAAACAAUUAUUAAAAGACAAAAAAAAGACAAACAAGUUGACCGAUUUUUUUUCUUGCCAGACAAGGAUGAGUUUUCAGAGAUAUUUGAUAAUAUUUUUUUCUACCUUUAUAAAUCUUACAGAAAAUUAAACAUUGUUGAUAUAUUCGCUAAAAUAUGUGAAUUAAGUUGUAAAAAGUCAAUUCAUACGUUUACUACACAAGGUUCAAUGAAGUCAUAUUACCACAUAGCUAAUGUUUAUAACAAGAGUCAUGAUGAAAGUGUCAAGUACUGUGAAGAACAACAGAUGAAUAGCUAUUUAAUUUCGCUAGAGUCUCCUCAAGAGAUUAAUUUUCUAUUUAAUCUAUUAGAAAAGAAAAACAUCACAAAGAAUUUAAAAAGUAAAUUUAGUUUAUAUCUUGGAAUAAAAAAUGGCACGCAUGGUUUGUUCUGGCACUCACAAUACCCUUUUGUGUUUCCUCAUUCUUUAUCCACUGUUUCUGAAGGGAACUGUUUUUUUAUUAAUAUAUAUAAUACUAAUCUUAAAUUUAGUGAAAAAAAUAUUUCCCUUUUUAUGAGCAAUGUGUCUGUUGAGGAUUGCUUCAAAAUUUUAAAACCUUCAGUAGUGAUCUGCGAAUGUCAUGAAGUUCUAUCAAAUGCAAAAGUAUCACGUGAUUUAAUUGAGGCAGCAUCUAAAAAUAAAAAAAUUAUAGAGCGUUCCCAUUUUUUUCUAACCAUGCUUCAUAUAUUUGAAAAACCUUUAUUUUAUCAUAGGUCUCUUCAGACCAUUGAAUGUCUUCCAAAUAUUUCAGCUCCAAAAGACUAUUCCCAAAUGUAUACCUGUAACAACAGAAUAGUAUACAACGUUGAUGAGAAAAGCAAUGAAAAAAACUACAUUUCAUUUUUAUUUCAAAAUGGUAAGAGUCAUUUAGUUCUAGGACGUAUCGAGAUUUGUGACAGCAACGAAAAACAGAGCAAUAAAACCAUCGAACAUUUAAAAAAAGGAAAUGACUUGUUUUGUGCGAAAGUAUCAAAUAAAACAAAAAUAAUCCAUCCCCAGGAAAUUUAUAAACUUAUAGACUUACCAGAUCCAAAAUUUAUUUGUAAAUACCAACCUCAAAAACUAGUUCACAGGUGCAUAAAAACUAGAGAUUAUAACCAUUCAUUUAAUUCAAUCUGCUUAGAUAACUCACACCUACAGAACUGCAGGAAAUUCCCCUGCCCUGAUGGAUUUCUGAAAUGCCCAAACUCAUAUUGUAUUUUUAGCACAAUGAUUGGUGACGGCAUUCGAGACUGCCCUUUUGGUGAAGACGAGUUUCAGGUCAAUAAUUUUUUAGGCCAAGUGAAAAUAACUUUCAGUGUGGAAGACGUUUGUAUCAAUAACUUAAACCAAGACAACAAAAUGUUAUUAAAUGAUUUUAAUAAUAGGGCACAGUUUGAAUGUAACCUACCUUGCCCGACAAACUACAAGUGUAUUUCUAGUAAAAAAAAGCAACAAAAUACAAAAAAUGAAACUGAAAACAUUAAAUAUUUAUAUCAUAUUACCUUUGACCUGUAUAACAUUUCAAACGUAAUAUAUACAUUUCAUAUGUACACUAGAAUUUCUCCUCCCUUGAGAAUAGUUGAAUUCUAUGGAAAAGACUGUAGACUACAAAACUUUGACUUCGCAUUUCAGUAUUGGAAUUUUUUAGAUAUUAUUGUCUUAGAUCUUAGUUCUAAUGAGUUAAUUAGCAGUAAUUAUAUCAAAACUAUAACAAGUUUUAGCAAAUUAAAAAUUUCAUGUGCUGGUUUCCAGUUGGAAUACUUGGAUUUCUGA